GCUGGAGCAGGAACGCCCACCUCCCGUCAUAUCUCCGCCGUCCGCCAGCCAUGGCCGUUGCCGACGACCGCCCCACGCCGCGGUCGGCCCACGUCUCGGACGCAGCCCUCGCGCCGUUCCUCCGGGCGCGCUUCGACGCCGCCGAGUACCUCAAUGCCACGCUCCCGUCGCUCGCGCUGAGCGGGCGCCCUGCCAAGGGCACCUCGGCUUCUCUCGCGGACCUCUCCUCGCAGACCCAAGACGUUCUCGCGCAGCUCAAUGCGCAGACCACGCGGCUAUCUGCCGUCCUCACGCAGCUGACCGACGACAUACUCCGGAGUGGUGGCAGGCUGGCUUACGAGGUCGAGGUGUUGCGUGGGGAGACGAUUGGGCUCACGGACGCACUCCAGGAUGGAUCAAAGGAAGACAUCGCCAAGUUCCUGCCCGGCGGCCUGGCACAAGCGAUGGACCAGCCAGACGUGCAGAACAGCCAAGUUUCCGAAGACAUUGCAGCUCCGGACAUGUCACAGGAUGCCUCCUCCCCUCGGCCCUCCUCCACCGCCGCCGCCACAACGCCGGACUACAUCACUUCCCUCCGCACCCUGACAACCGUGAGGUCACGUCUCGAGAACGUCAUCAAAGUCUUUGGCGAAGCCAUGCACUGGACCAUCCCCCCUUCGGAUGUCUCGCUUGGCUCUUCGCUGAUCAGCGUGUCCGCCCCUGAACCCGGUAGCGACAACGCCUCACUCGAGCAACGCGGCAAAGAGUUUGCAUCUGCUCUGCGCUCUGAGAUUGCUGAUCUCAUCAUCGGCGACCCAGAGCAAGGGCCAGCAAAGGCAGAGGCCAGGAUACAGGCACUGCGCGAUCUGGCCGUGGUGUGGAAGGGCACAGCCGAGGAGAAGGCGCGAGCAAGGUUCGUCGAGGGACUGAUCAAAGUGGCUGAAGAUAAACAGAGAGAAGCCGACAAGGAGAGAGAGAGGAGUAAAAGAGGAGGGGCAAGGGCUUCGAGUGUAGUACAAUCGCAACAGCCACCACCAAAAGAGCCAGGGAGAGGCGGCUUUCUGGAGAAUCUCAGUAGGAUACGAGGGUUCGUUGAAUAGGUCACGAAACAAUCUGAACAACGCAGUCCAACUCAGGUGGCAGUCAGUGCCGUGCUCUCGGUCUGAUUGAGAGCCUGCAUGUGCAUCACCUAUGAUUGCUUCAGUGUGGUCCUGGAGCUCGAAAGAGAGUCUGUGAUUGUGUGUCGGCUACAUUAUGUCCAGCUUCCGCUUCAACCCACCCUCGGUCGGCUUUGUUGGAUCCUCUAGGAGCCAGCCCUAACGGGCUGCUACAACCAGAAUCACCUCAAGCCAUUACCAGGGGCGGAGAUGCUACUUACAGAGGCACUGU
Molecule: messenger RNA, 1368 nt
Organism: Boeremia exigua
Lineage: Eukaryota; Fungi; Ascomycota; Dothideomycetes; Pleosporales; Didymellaceae
Exons: 1
Coding region: 51-1079 (342 amino acids)
Source: RefSeq, a predicted model, not a curated record